GCUGGCCCCGCCCCGCGCGGGGAGGGGGUUCGGGGGGGCGGCGGGGGCGCGGGGCUCGCGCUGCGCCCGCGGGCGGCACAUGCCGAGGGCCGGGGCACGGCGGGCCGCGGCGGGCCAGGGCCGGCGCAGCGGGCGCCCAUGGAGGAGGCGGGCGGGUGCCCGGGCCGGACGCCGGGGCCCUUUGGGGUGCCGCCGCCCUGGGAGCGUCCGGGGCCCCUGGGCGACCUGGAGUUCGUCGACCUGGACGAGUUCCUGCGGGAGCACGGGCUGCCCGGCAGCCCCCCCGAGCGCCCCCCCGCGGUGCCGCCCCGCGCGGGCGCCGGAGCCGGAGCCGGAGCCGGAGCCGGAGCCGGGGAGGUGCCGGAGGCCGCGGGGCUGCUGAGCCCGGGGGGGCCGGGGGGGCCGGAGGCCUUCGACCCGCGGCGGCGCCGCUUCUCCCAGGAGGAGCUGCGGCCCCAGCCCGUCGCCAGGAAGGCCCGCAAGAUCCACGUGCCCGAGGAGCAGAAGGACGAGAAGUACUGGAGCCGGCGCUCCAAGAACAACGCGGCGGCGAAGCGGUCGCGCGACGCCCGGCGCCUCAAGGAGAACCAGAUCUCGGUGCGCGCCGCCUUCCUGGAGCGGGAGAACGCGCUGCUGCGGCAGGAGGUGCUGGCGGCGCGGCAGGAGCUGGGCCGCUACCGGGCGCUGCUGGCCCGCUACGAGGCCCGGCACGGCGCCCUCUGAGCC
Molecule: messenger RNA, 726 nt
Organism: Dromaius novaehollandiae (emu)
Lineage: Eukaryota; Metazoa; Chordata; Aves; Casuariiformes; Dromaiidae
Gene: DBP
Product: D-box binding PAR bZIP transcription factor
Exons: 4
Coding region: 139-723 (194 amino acids)
Biological process (GO): regulation of transcription by RNA polymerase II
Cellular component (GO): nucleus
Molecular function (GO): RNA polymerase II cis-regulatory region sequence-specific DNA binding; DNA-binding transcription factor activity, RNA polymerase II-specific
Source: RefSeq, a predicted model, not a curated record